Oenanthe melanoleuca is the source of this 2570-nucleotide messenger RNA. RefSeq names its product ADP dependent glucokinase (gene ADPGK). Gene Ontology annotation, biological process: glucose metabolic process. Gene Ontology annotation, molecular function: ADP-specific glucokinase activity. The coding region runs from base 61 to 1533 and encodes 490 amino acids. Lineage: Eukaryota; Metazoa; Chordata; Aves; Passeriformes; Muscicapidae. The transcript is spliced from 7 exons. Gene Ontology annotation, cellular component: endoplasmic reticulum. The record is from RefSeq and is a predicted model, not a curated record.
CGGCGCCCCGCCUCAGCCGCGGCGGCGGGGGAGGAGGAGCAGCGGAGCGCGCCCGGCGCGAUGUGGCAGCGGUCGGUGUGCGUGGGCCUGCUGGCCCUGGCGCUGGGCUACCUGUGCGUGCUGGGCCCCGAGCUGCCCCCCGCGGCCCUGCGGCAGCUCUCGGCCUCGCUGCUGGGGACGCUGCGCCGCGCCCGCUCGCUGGAGGCGCGCACGGUGGCGGCCUGGCAGGCGGCCAUUGUCCGGCCCGCGCGCGGCUGGGCGCGCGUCGCCGUCGGUGUCAAUGCCUGUGUGGACGUGGUGCUGUCUGGGGUGAAGCUGCUGGAGGCGCUGGGCUUGGAGCCCAGUGAUGGGAAGAACCAUGCAGUCCUGAACUCCAGGCAGGACCUGAGGGAGGCUUUUUCCCACUUCAUGGAGAGAGGGGCGGCUGCUGAGCGCUUCUUCAGCGAUGCUGAGGCGUUCCAGGACAUUGCACGGACAGCCUCGGAGCACCCUGCAGCACAGCUUUACGUGGGAGGAAAUGCUGCUCUCAUCGGGCAGAAGCUUGCAACAAAUCCAGACCUGAAGAUCCUCCUUUGUGGCCCAGUUGGUCCCAAACUCCAUGAACUGCUCGAUGACAAUGUGGUUGUGCCACCUGAAUCCAUGCAGGAAAGAGAUGAAUUCCAUCUUAUCUUGGAAUAUCAAGCAGGUGAGCAGUGGGGCCAAGUGAGAGCACCCACUGCCAACCGCUUCAUCUUCUCCCACGACCUGUCCAACGGGGCCCUGAACAUGCUGGAAGUGUUUGUGUCCAGCCUGGAUGAAUUCCAGCCAGACCUGGUGGUGCUUUCAGGACUGCACAUGAUGGAAGGGCAGAGCAAGGAGAUGCGACACAGACGACUCAUGGAGGCUGUAGCCUCCAUCUCUGAUAUCCCAACCGACAUUCCCAUACACCUGGAGCUGGCCAGUAUGACUGAUCAGGAUUUUAUGAGCAACAUUAUGCAUCAGCAGGUCUUUCCCCUGGUGAACUCCAUCGGGCUGAACGAGCAGGAGCUGCUGUUCCUCACCCAGUCUGCUGCUGGUCCCCAUGCCUCUCUGGCCUCCUGGAGUGGCAUCCCUGAGGUGGGGGUGGUCAGCGACAUCCUCUUCUGGAUCCUGAAGGAGCACGGCAAGACGGCGGAGCGCGCCUCGGACCUGACGCGGAUCCACUUCCACACGCUGGCCUACCACAUCCUGGCCACGGUGGACGGGCACUGGGGCAACCAGGCGGCGGCGGUGGCGGCGGGGGCCCGGGCGGCCGGCACCCAGGCCUGCGCCACCGACACCAUCGACACCAGCAAGGUCUUCCUCAAAGCUCCUCUGGAGUUCCUCACCUCCCACACAGAGGCACCAGCCAAAAUCUCCCUGGAUCCAGACAAGCCCGUGGUGCAGUGGCACAGGGAAGGCAUCUCCUUCCACUUCAGCCCCGUGCUGGUGUGCAAGGAUCCCGUCCGGACCGUGGGGCUCGGCGAUGCCAUUUCAGCCGAGGGACUGCUCUAUUCCGAAGUGUAUCCUCAGUAAAUACCAGGACCCUCCUUCUUCUCCAGCACUGCACGGGGUCUGAGACCCGUGGAUUGGGAUUGGAGCAGUGGUGGUAUAGGAACAGAACCAGGGUGUGGUUUGUUUUCUGGGUAUAACUGAAAAAGAGCCAAAGAAUAAUUCCAGGUAUAAACUGUCGGCUACAUUCCAGUCACUCAGCAGUGACUCGAGCACUUCAUGUGCAGGUCAGGUGCAGAUGUUUUAAUAUUUAAUGUGAAAAUUGGCUUUGUCUUAAGGAGAAUGGACACAAAGACCAAAAUCCCUGGCUGGCAAGGUUUGCUGUUCAUAGCUCAUAGUGGACCUUUUCUGAUCAGUGCUGGAAAGUGCAGCAGCAGGAGAAUUUCCUGCCCCUGAAUCCUAGGGGAGAGCACAGCAGUGCCUGGCCCUGCCUUGCCUCUGGUAAAUUAAAAAUAAAAGGCAUGUGGGUUAUCUCCUCCCAGCACACUGCAAACCUUGCUUGGGGUGAGGAUGGAAUUAUUGCCUGGUGCAAUCACCUCUCUGUGUGUCCAGCCCCAGAGGGAGCCACGGUCCCAAAAUGUGACACAGACUGAGCCUACUCCAGGCUGCACAGGUGAUUCUGGAUAUCUGUGACUAAGGGUGUUCAACUGAGCCCCAGCAGUCUGUGCUUCGUUUUUAGGAAACCAGGAGUGAAGAUAAUCAGGGUUUCUGUUUGGGGGAUGAGAGCUCUGCUUCCCUUCCAGGGAACCCCCAAACCAUUCCCCGUGUUUGCUGCACACUAAAUACUCUGCUAAUGGUGUGUUACAGAAAAGCUCUCGAGUGCUGGAGACUCAUUUUUGGUUUUGAGAAUGAUUGUGCCAAAUUCUCAGUCUCCCUGCCCUCUAUUAGGAAAGGUUAAUAUAUUAGGGAGGGUCCCUCUGGAAGCUCAAAAGCUGCAACAGUGUUUUCCAGGUAAGGCUGAAGUGAGGAGGCUGUUUUAGGGUUUGAUGUUGGUUUUUUUUUGAUUAGGUCACUGAUAGUUGCUUUGCUCUGGCCUUUGAAAUUAAAAAAGCAGAACCAUG